CAACUCCCAAAACGUUAACCUCUUAUGUUGUUCUCAGCAGCUGACACAUCUCGAACAAUUGUGCUGUGGGACACUACUUGAUGAAAACUGACACUAAUGAUGCAGGAUUUCCCACCUGAACUUGUCGUGGCUAUUUUCGCCCAUCUCACUCUAUCCGAGCUGAUAACAUGCCAAUAUGUCUGCCGUAGCUUCAAGGACACCAUUACUAGCUCUGUUCAACUGCAGUAUCAGAUGGCGCUUGAGAAAUCUGGCAUGAUUCAUAACCCAAAUAGUGGCAUGUGUGCAUCGGAUUGCCUCGAGAUGCUGAAGAAGAGAGAAGAAGCGUGGACCAAGUUUGAACCAAUAUUCAAGAGGAGAAUACAUGUGGAUCAUCGAGAGACAGGUAUCUAUGAGAUAUCAGGUGGAACUUAUUUCCUUGGCGAGUCCAAGCGCACCAGCAUACCGUUUCUACGGUUACCUUCGACUCCCGACGGUGAAUCUGAGUGGGACAAGCUCGUCGUGGGUUGCGAAAUCGUCGAUAUUGGGAUUGCGCUGUACGAACAUGAUUUGUUCACUGCUAUAGUCAUGGAUCCUUCGCCUCAUCUCAAGGUGAAGCUAUAUCAACUCUCCACCAAAAGCCCUCAUCCACUCGCAGCUAAUCACAUUAUUCCCGUCCACUCUUAUCCUGUCGGUAGGCUUUCCGUCGGCGUCGAGAUCGUCGGCGACCACCUUGUCCUCGUUACACGCGAACACCUACUCGUGCUACCGGACAAGGUGUACAUCUUCAAUUGGAAGAAGGGUACUCUCCUACGCGUUAUUGAAGCGCCCAAUCGAUGCUACACCUCCUUUGUCUUCCUCGACCCGCUGACUCUCCUCCUCCCAAAUGCCCUUAACGCGACCCUUGAAAUCUGGGAAAUUCCCGAAGGGCGAAUGCGCGCGGCCCUGCGGCUUCCCCAACUCAAGAUCAGCAUGAAUAUCAGCCAUAUGGCGUGUCGUAGCUCACCCAACCCAGGCAGCCUCAGCACAUCCCGGCCGUUCCACCCAAACCCAGCCGAAUCACUGCUUAUCUUCCACAUUCACAUCAAUAGCUUCCAUGGAACAUCUACUGUGGUGUUCCUCGUGCAUCGAAAAGCCCUUCUCGAUGUUCAUGGGCAGGGGACAAUUGAAUGGGACGCAUGGGGUCCCCCCUGCACACGGUGGUUUCCAGCUGACUUGAUCGACUGGAUCACGACCACAACGGGACAUCGGUAUGUCCUGUGUACUCGACGGAGGAUUCUCUUGUUCGACUUCAAUCCAUGGAGCUUACGUAGGGCGCGUGUUUCCAAGGACGAAUUGGAGUUCGUCAUGGACUCGGUCGUACCUGACAUGCUUCGCAUGGACUUGCCACUUUUCAUGGAGCCAGUCGUAGGUAAUCUGCCUUUCGUCAUGAGAUACAUAUCCCACCAUCACGUUCAUGGGGUCCUGAUGGAUGAAGAAAGGAUCCUAGGGUUAAUACGGGACGGCCGCGGUAUCACAGACCUCGAUGUGAUGUAUUUUGGGUGAUCUGUAUCAUAAGCAUUGUUUUGCGACACUGCCAAUCCUACUCCCCACUCUUGUUAUUUACCCCGGCACGUGCAUGCCAAUCCUAAGC
Molecule: messenger RNA, 1609 nt
Organism: Desarmillaria tabescens
Lineage: Eukaryota; Fungi; Basidiomycota; Agaricomycetes; Agaricales; Physalacriaceae
Exons: 3
Coding region: 97-1521 (474 amino acids)
Molecular function (GO): protein binding
Source: RefSeq, a predicted model, not a curated record